AAUGGAAGCUCAGCAGCCCAGAGAGCAUAACUUGGUACAACAGUUAAACAGGCUCAACUGUGGCUUAUCAGAAAGGUAUUUGGGAGACAUGCAGACGCCUGAGUCAUACCUUGAUUUUAGAGCAGAACAGAGCUCUAGUACAGGAGGCUAUAGUAUUAGUCUGUCAAGAGCUAGACUUGUAAGCUGGAGUUAUACUACUAAGAAAGGGAAUAUUAAGAAGUUAAAGUAUUUGGUCCAUGUUUUGGAGGAUGUGACUAAUCUUUCAAUUAUUGAAAAUUGGAUCAGGAAUGCAAGAGCUCUUAAGAUGAAUAUUGUUUAUCCGCUCAUAUCGAAAGCAACCAAAGAGGUUGAGCUUAAUUUUUUUAAGAUUAAAGGAAAGUGUUUCAAAAGGAUUUUCGUUGCUUGAAGAACAAUUAAGAAGCUAACGUUCAGAGAAUGAAGUAUCAUAACCAAAGAGUUUGAUCUUUCUAGAACUUUAUUUAAUAUUAAUUUCAAGAUACAAGAAUUAUUAAUAUCUAACUGUGAAGAAUCUGAAAGACAAGAAAGAUACAAAAAUCAUUUUGAAAUAAUUUUCUUCUCAAUCUCCGAAUCAACCUUAAAACACUCUCUAAAACAGGUGAAGCUAUAUCACCCCAAAGAGGACGAAAACACAGCCGAACAAAUGUCAAAAGAGUACUCUCUUCCCACCAUAUCAAUCACCAUACAACCAUUCCCAAACUAAUCCCCCCAAUCUCACCUUCCUACAGUUCCACUAAUCUCCAUUCAACCUCUAAAUUUCGUCCUUAACCCUCAGCCUC
This is a messenger RNA of Moneuplotes crassus, 797 nucleotides long. Lineage: Eukaryota; Ciliophora; Spirotrichea; Euplotida; Euplotidae. The record is from the annotation of a GenBank genome assembly.